This is a messenger RNA of Brugia pahangi, 903 nucleotides long. The record is from the annotation of a GenBank genome assembly. Lineage: Eukaryota; Metazoa; Nematoda; Chromadorea; Rhabditida; Onchocercidae.
AUGUGGUCCUCGCCUUUACUGUUGUCCCUCACGAGCGUUUUUGGCCUACUUGGUCUAGCGUUGAUCACAUUGGCUUUGGCUACUGACUCAUGGACCGACUAUCAGGUAAAUCGACGAGAAAUAAUUAAUGCUAUGAAUCGAAAUACGGAGUUAAAUGCUCGUUUGAAAGACAACGUUGUAAGGAAUCCACUGUACUUUUCACGCAGUUACGGUCUCUUCCUUGUAUGCUUUUCUGAUGCCGUACCUUCAGAUAUCGGAAGCUUUUCCAAAUUUGGUUCACCGUGCAUCUGGAAUGACGAUUAUCAUCCUUCGGAUGCAGCAUAUGAGAAAUACGACAGUUUACAAACAUAUCGUUAUUAUGCCAUGUGGGGAGCUGCAAUAUUAUAUCUUUUGGGACUGGUCGUGUUCAUUAUUUGUUCUGUAUUUGGUAUGAUCGGUUGUUGGCGAAGAAGCACGAAAAUAGUUCUUACAACUGCAUUACUUAUGCUUUUUUCAGUAAUGUUCCUUGCUGGUUCAAUGGCAUGCUGGCAUUUGGUUAAUUAUCUAGAGAGGCAUGUACUGGAUAUGCCACCUUUUUAUAAAUCUUGGGAACCGAUUUUGAAACAAGGAACACGAUUCAGUUAUGGUUGGUCCUAUGUAGUAUCUUGGGUUGGCAUUGCAUUUAUACUACUUGCAUCAACAUUCAUGCUAUUAUCAUACAAAAAAAUCAAGGAAGAAGAAGAAAGAGCUUUUGAAGCAAAACACGGUGCAUAUAUGAUGCCAAAUUAUUAUGACAAGUCUUCAGCAAUGCUGCCAUACGGAUAUGGUACAUACGGCGGUUAUCCAACCGCUUAUCCGGCCGCAUACUAUGGCCAGUAUCCAGUAGGUACCGGAUACUAUGGAUAUAUGACAUAUGGCCGCUGA